Helobdella robusta is the source of this 759-nucleotide messenger RNA. RefSeq lists its product as hypothetical. Gene Ontology annotation, cellular component: nucleus. Bases 1 to 759 code for a protein of 252 amino acids. NCBI's taxonomy places the organism in Eukaryota, Metazoa, Annelida, Clitellata, Rhynchobdellida, Glossiphoniidae. The transcript has 4 exons. Gene Ontology annotation, biological process: chromatin remodeling. The record is from RefSeq and is a predicted model, not a curated record.
AUGGCCAUUCUGAUAUUUCCGGAAUCAGUAGUAAUCGCGAUUCACUAUAUCCUGGGCGGCAAUGGAGCCAGUAUGGUUCUUGCUAUGAUAAGCGGCCAUCGUUUUGUUUUGGUGUUUUUAAGCCAAGCAUUCAUUGUCCUACUGUGGUUUUAUUACGUUCUAGAAGUUAAACGCCAAAAAACAACGGCCCCUAGUCCCCAGCAGGCCUUAAGUGGUCAAGGGGUGCCAAGAAUCCCUGGGAAGUAUGCAAUAGUGGAGGAAUGUUGCAGAAAAAUUCAGAAUGGCCUCUCUAUGGUACUUAGACUUGGAACGCUCAAUGUUGGAUCAUUGACUGGCCACAGCAUGGAAAUGGCAGAAAUGCUCGAGUGUAGAAGGAUUGACAUCUGCUGCCUUCAGGAAACCCAAUGGAAAUCGAAUGGUGUCUGUCUUGUCAACUCAGACAAAAAAAAUUAUAAACUAUUCUGGAAUGGUCAAAAGACAGCCAAAAAUGGCGAUCUUAAUGGCCACGUUGGAGAGAAAACAGAUGGUUUUGACAACGUACAUGGCGGUUUUGGCUAUGGAAAACGGAAUGAAGAUGGCAACCGCAUCCUUGAGUUUGCUGAAAGUCACGGGUUUUGUUUACUGAACACAUAUUUUAGAAAGAAGUUGAAACAUCUCAUAACAUACAAAAGUGGACCAUCAGCCACGCAAAUUGAUUUCUUCGCUGUCAAGCAACCACACCGAAGGCUGUUCAAAAACGUCAAAGUUUUACUUGGCUAA